UGAGUCUGGUACGGAGUAGAGCUGUAAAGAACCAUUUAGUCGUUCCUGCUCGUACUCGUACGCGUGGCAGAUAUGGCAAGAGUAAGGUAAUGGCAAGAAGCAACCAGGGAUGAGGCAGCCGUCAGAAAAAACCUUGUUCACCAUUGGUAGCGCUCUAAACCUUAACAGCCUUUAAGCCAUGCACGACCUCCUGCUCUUGCCUGUCUCUGUCACGUUGAGUCUGUUCGGACGACACAGGGGCAUUCAGGCCCGCUUUUCCCAACCGUCACCGCGUGCUGAGACGACGCACGGGACACACAGCAGCCAGUUCCAGACCGCAGCAGGAAAGAGCAAGUUGACCGCAUGGCAAGACCCGGUGCAAGCUGAAGCACCUCAGAUGAAGCACGUUCCUUCCUACCUCAACGGAUACUGCAAUCCAGAUCACUGCCUUCCUUCUUACGUUGCAGCCAAGCUACGGGUGAAGACUGAGGAGAGCCCGACAACAUGUCUGACAGACACGCUAAGACUGAAAAGACGUUGGAUCCCGUCGAGAGGUGAGAGGUUUGUGAGAAGGGAUGACAGGAAGAAGGGGUAGAGAGAAGAAAACAGCUGAUUUUUGCAGAGCCAAGAGGUUAAAUGGUUGCCA
Molecule: messenger RNA, 625 nt
Organism: Colletotrichum phormii
Lineage: Eukaryota; Fungi; Ascomycota; Sordariomycetes; Glomerellales; Glomerellaceae
Exons: 1
Coding region: 179-574 (131 amino acids)
Source: RefSeq, a predicted model, not a curated record